GUCGUGGCCAAGUAACUAAAGUGCGGUGAAUUCCAAGCCGUCACCAACUCUCGCUACGUCACACCAUAGCCAACCCCGACCAGGCUGCUACCUACUCUAUCCUCCCCCAACCUUCCACCAUCCCUCCACAUCACCUGCAUCCCACAUACACACAUCCACACAACAUUUCACCACUGGCCACUGCGCAAUGUCAUCCACAUCGCCCCUACGACGCGCCUCGCGCAAAAUUCCUACAAAGCUGAAGCCUGUACUGGCGGUCGUGCUGAACUUGGGCCUCUCCACGCUGCUCGGAUAUCUCGCGUCGCCAUGGAUCAGCGGCGAUCUCGCGGCCGUGGAUAGGCCCAUCAAGACGCUGGCCGAUUACUCGAGCCUGGUGUCAUGGCGCAUCGUGGAGAUCCUUGGGUAUUGGAUUGGCGGAUGGGAUGCGACUCAAGCCGCGUCCCUGAGCAUGCUCUCUCUCGCACCCGGACUCCACUACUUCCACACCUACCACCCCACGCACUCGCCGCUGGUUCCGACCCUCGCCGUCAGCACGUUGAUCGACGUCCUCUCCGUGUAUCUCCCGAUGCGUUUCCUGCGCCCCGACAACAACGCACGGUCCUCUGCGGCCGACUCGGCACGCAUCACGGCCGCACUCCUCACCUCCGUGAUCUACCAAUUGAUCCUGCAAGUUGCUUCCAAGAAGUUCCUCACCUCAUGGCUCCUCACUUCUGGCUGGGAGCUGGAGAGCGUUGCGAGCGUGCACUUGGUCACCGAGGCGCUGAUGUUGACGCGUGCGGUCAUGAUGCUGCCGGUUGGGUGGGCAGUCACGGAGGUGUUCAGUGGCGGGGAGAACAAGCAAAUUAAGGAAGAAGGGAUUGAGGAGGAUGCCGGGGGCCUGCUGAACUGGGUUGCCAAGAUGUGGAUGGAGAAUUUGAGCCCGAAGACGAGGAAGAUUAUUAAGAGGACGGCACUGGUUGCGGCGUAUCAAUCUGCGGGCGCGACUGCAGGUGUUGCGGCGACAGUUAAGGGCGGUGACUUGGUAGGUGCGGCGGGGCUGAGUGGGGUUUGGGUUGUCGCCACAGCGGUUGUGGGGAUAGUUUUGGGGUGGGUUGGUGAUUUCUAGGUGGGAGAGAGGGGUGGAGAUGGAAUGGGCGUUUCUCGGGGGUGGAGCCGUAGGAUUGGGCUGGGGGUUGAUGGUUAUUGAGUUCUAACGUUAUUUUCAUGUCUGAUUUUGUUCUUUGACAGCUAC
Tricharina praecox is the source of this 1231-nucleotide messenger RNA. RefSeq lists its product as uncharacterized. Lineage: Eukaryota; Fungi; Ascomycota; Pezizomycetes; Pezizales; Pyronemataceae. The transcript has 2 exons. Bases 188 to 1105 code for a protein of 305 amino acids. The record is from RefSeq and is a predicted model, not a curated record.